AUGUCCGCCUCAGAGCGCACACCGCUGCUGUCUAGCCAAGCAGGCGGGUCCGGCGCGCCCUCGACGAGUCGCCUGCCCUCCACCACCUCGGCACCGACGACCCACCCUCGUCCAACGCUCUCUGCGCCCGUACCGAACUCUGCAGCCGGCCUGAUCCUCACAGAAGAUGACAUCGCGAUCGAAGGGAUGGUCCUCGCCCUCCUCGCCGAGCUCAGCGAGAGAGGCUACGUCGUUCCGCCUGGAUUGCCGACCCUCCCUCCGGACAUGCCGCACGAAGAGGCGGACGCGGAAAUCGCUUUCUUGCGGAGUGUAUUUGGAGUGCCGAGGCAUAGGCGCGUGCUGGACAAGUACUUGCCGGACCUGAGCAGGAACGCAGGAGGGAACGGUGCGGCGUCCGGAGGAGCGAACGGGUUCAGCACGAACGGGGCAGAGACGCCUGUUCUCCCGGGGUCCAUCAUGUCGACGAACAGGCCUGCCGUGACGCCGACAGGACGGCGAGGCGGACCUUUGGCGCACAGCUCGUCGAGCGCCUCUUCCCUCUCGAACGCCUCGACAAGCAGCAGCCACACUCUUCCUGCUCGCCCUUCACCUCUUUCGAGCCAAGUACUCGACACGACCGUCAUCACUUCCCCCUCAGCCCUCUUCCUCGCUGCGCUCCUCUCCCUCCUCAUUUCGCUCCAGGCGGAGUAUCGCGGCUCGGUGGAAGAGACGGACCCAGGCGUCGACGGCGAGUUGCGGAUGUUCAAGGCGCGGCGAGAACUGGGCGAGCGGAUGUACGCGGUCGUGGAGGGCCUGCUGGAUUCGUACCUCGUGACGGGAGAUGCGCGACAUCACCAUCAAGGGGAGGACGACGACGACGACGAGGAUGCGCUCGUCACGCUGCUCUUCCGCGAUUUUCCUCUACACUACGACUCAAUGGACCGAGCGACGUGCUCCCUCGACCUCCUCCUUACCCUUUCCUCCGCUCCCCUCGUCGAAGCCGAAGACCUCGUCUCCCACCCUGUCGUCCUCGCAAGUACCGAGUACGUCUGGCGAAACGGACUUCUGCCAGCGCCGAAGCGGGGCGUCCGCUCGUUAAGUUGGAAGGAGUCGUUUAUCCGGCUCGACCGCUUCUCUGUCCCUCGCAUUUUACACAAUCAGACCUACAUUCUCUCGACCGUUCACGCCUUCAUCACCGUCUACAUUCUGAUGUUCUCCGCCUACUCGCACUUUUAUGCCUUCAACCCACUGGCACCCGAUAUCAUACGCGUUCCCGAAGGAUCGGGCGCCCGCCCAACGAAGGGAUGGGGCCUCAUCCCGUGGCUCGUUUGGUGGCUUUGGGUCGCUGGAGUGUUUGGCUGGGCGGGAGAAGUUGGCCGAGCAUGGCUCAACCGAGGACCGCAAUCAUCCCUCCCCCUCUCGCCCUCGACGCUUCUCCCCCUUCUUCACCAUGCCCUCGUGUUCGUCUCUCUACUCUUCCGCAUCCUUGCCUUCUACAUUGCCACGCCCCGACACCGCCCGACCUUCAUGCUCGCCACCUCGCUUUCCCUCCUCGCCUGGUCCAUCCCAUUCCUCGCCGCUUCCCGCGUACUCCCACAGAACCUCCCUUCUUUCGGCACGCCUACGCACCAGGAGUGGAGCAAGAUCCGCGAUGGGCGGAAGAGGCGCGACGUUGGCUAUCGACCACCACCCAAGCGAGUUCCGGAGAGUCACCGUGCCUUGCGGAGUCUCGAGUCGCAUCUCGGCGGACUUGUGCAGUUCUCGACCUACUUUGCCGUCUUCGGAUUGCUCACUCUUUGGAGUUUGAGCGGCGACAUCGACUAUCCCUCGGUCUUGCUCAACCUCAUGCACUUCCCCCUCGUCCCCCUACAAAGCUGGGCGACUUUCCGCGACUCGGCUCAGGUCUCCGCCACCGCCACAAACGCUUCUCGUACGCCUCUUGAAGCUCGAACAACUCUCGCCUUCACCCUGGUCCUUGGCGCCGUCCUCGCCUAUUUCUCCGGCGGCCGCCCUUCCGUCUCCCCUAAACCCGCGCACGCGUCGGCUCACCUCUCCUCACCUCGCCGCGAGCUCGAUGACCUUGACGGCUGGGACCGCUACGGGCGCGAGGUCGCCUUCCGUUCGCGUCGCGAACGUCUCGCCGUCAACCGAUACUUCACUUACGUCCCGCUCGGAUCCGGCCGGGGUGGUCAACGGCGGCUUGAAAGUCUCGCCUCGGCCUUCUCGACUCCGCCCUUGCCGUCGCCCUUCAACCUUGCCAUUCCGCCUCUCCUGUUCGUUUGCGCAGUCCUCAAGCGCGUCGUGCGAUUCCGCAUCGAGCAGCGACGCAGAUGGGCGGCUGCCCGAGGGCGCUUUGUCGAGGAUGGGAACGCAAGAGGCGAGCACGAGACGUUGUUGAGUCCGGGUCAGGAGGCGGAGCGAGUCGCAAGGAGGCUGCAGGAAAUCGUCAGGCUCUGGGUGUGGCGGAUUGGCAUCAGCCCGCUAGGCGGAUGGGCGGUAGCAGCGAAGGGGAUCAGGCGACUCAGAGGGAAGGAGUAG
This is a messenger RNA of Rhodotorula toruloides NP11, 2517 nucleotides long. RefSeq lists its product as uncharacterized. The record is from RefSeq and is a predicted model, not a curated record. Lineage: Eukaryota; Fungi; Basidiomycota; Microbotryomycetes; Sporidiobolales; Sporidiobolaceae. Bases 1 to 2517 code for a protein of 838 amino acids. The transcript has 4 exons.